CCAGUAAUCUUUCUCAGAGAAACACCUCCCUGAGCGCAGGAGGAAAAGCCUCUCUUGGAUAACCAUAUAUAAAGAAAGACAGAAUGUGUCCUCGUCCCUCCAGAGCUCCAGUCGUCAUCCUGUCACUCCAUCAGACAGAGGAACCCAAUCACAGCUGUCAGUAUGGUGGGUCUGAAGCCGUCAGAUGUUCCUCCUCCUCUGGGUGUGAAGGUUCUCAGCGCAGGAACAGCCGCCUGCAUCGCUGAUUUAGUCACCUUCCCUCUGGACACCGCAAAAGUGCGGCUACAGAUCCAGGGAGAGAAGGCGGUGACGGGCGCAGCUAAAGGCAUCCGGUACAGAGGGGUGUUUGGGACCAUCAGCACCAUGGUGAGAACGGAGGGGCCGCGCUCGCUCUACAACGGCCUGGUCGCCGGGCUUCAGAGACAGAUGGCCUUCGCUUCCAUACGAAUCGGCCUCUACGACAACGUCAAGAGCUUCUACAUGCGCGGCAAAGACAACCCCAAUGUGGGCAUCAGGAUCCUGGCGGGCUGCACCACCGGAGCGAUGGCCGUGUCCGUGGCUCAGCCCACAGAUGUGGUGAAGGUGCGUUUCCAGGCCCAGAUGAACCUGCAGGGGGUGGGCAGACGCUACAACGGCACCAUGCAGGCCUACAGACAGAUCUUCCAGCACGAGGGGCUCCGGGGAUUGUGGAAAGGAACGCUCCCCAACAUCACAAGAAACGCCCUGGUCAACUGCACUGAACUGGUGUCCUACGAUCUCAUCAAAGAAGCCAUUCUCAAACAUAAGCUCUUGUCAGACAAUCUUCCGUGUCAUUUCGUGUCUGCGUUCGGAGCGGGUUUCAUCACGACAGUGAUCGCGUCUCCUGUGGAUGUGGUGAAGACGCGCUACAUGAACUCUCCUCCCGGACAGUACCGCAGCUCCCUCAACUGCGCCUGGACCAUGAUGACCAAAGAGGGCCCGACCGCCUUCUACAAAGGGUUCGUUCCGUCUUUCCUGCGGCUGGGCUCCUGGAACGUGGUGAUGUUCGUGUCGUUCGAGCAGCUCAAGCGGGCCAUGAUGAUGUCCAGGAGCAGAAUCGAGGCCACAUAGAUCUUCACCUCAGACCGAAAUCCUUUCAAACUCACCGACUCACAUGAACGGCUGUUUCAAACUCCUCUGAAGGGACGAGGACGACAACCGGAGCAGCUUCCAGUUUCACACUUCCGCUUUGGAAGUUCAACAGGCAACAGAACGGGAUGCACAUCAGUCAGAAUCUGACAGAAACGUCAGAACCAGAUCAUGACUGUCAUCCUUUCUCCUUCAGGGUAAACCCCAAUAACAGCGGCUGCUCAAUACAACGAUUGAUCAUACAACGCACAAAUUGAAAUGAAAGGCUCUUCUGAACCCCCUUGAUAUGUUAAUGUACAUAAUGUUUAUGUAAUAUUUAUAUUUCCUCAUUUUUUAAGCAAUUAGUGCUUUGUUUAAAGCACCUAUUUACCUUAAUGUCUCUUUAACCCUGAAUAUCCUUCACGUAAACCUGGAAUGACCUAGAAAGUGAGAUUGCCUCAUAACUGGAAACUUAUAAAGAUAAGCACAUAUGCUUCAAUAAAACACCUUUAUACUA
This is a messenger RNA of Onychostoma macrolepis, 1603 nucleotides long. RefSeq names its product uncoupling protein 1 (gene ucp1). Lineage: Eukaryota; Metazoa; Chordata; Actinopteri; Cypriniformes; Cyprinidae. Gene Ontology annotation, biological process: adaptive thermogenesis; mitochondrial transport; response to cold. The record is from RefSeq and is a predicted model, not a curated record. Gene Ontology annotation, molecular function: oxidative phosphorylation uncoupler activity. Gene Ontology annotation, cellular component: mitochondrial membrane. Bases 163 to 1089 code for a protein of 308 amino acids. The transcript has 7 exons.